CUCUCCAUCCUCAGCAGCAGCUCCAGCUCCAUGGGGACACACCGCCGCACUUUACGCACCGCUCACCACCGUCCACUGUCGGUCUGCCGCUGCUGGUGUUCAUGACUUUGUGGAGCCGAAAACUUUCUCUGGAGUGGAAUAUAACACAGCACAAGUCAAUGGAUUAGCACUGAGGAGCGUGUAGGAUUAUUAUUACUGCAGUGAAGCUUCUUUAAAUUGGAUGUUGAUGAAGACUCUGUCCAUGUCCUCUGUCGGAUGAUGGCUCAGGCAGCGUCCGUCAUUCCACUGCUUGGCAUUAUUCUGAAAAUCAGCUGUGUUGCUGCCAUUGAACUGAGGUUUAUGCCUGAUCCACCAACGCUGAACAUCUAUGGCAUCCACCGAAUGAACAAAUCGGACAACCUGGAGUUAAUAUGCAGAGGUCGGCAGUACCUGAGGUGGACGACCCCUCCUACAAGCACUCGCUUCUCCACCAGUGACUGCAGUGGGUCAGGACUCUUCUGCACAACACUGCGGAUCUUCAAUGCCACUGUCAAUGAAACUGGACAGUACCAGUGCUCCUACAGAGACCUGAAAGUCGAAGAUGGCAAGACUUCAGUAGCGGCCUAUGUCUUUGUCCACGAUUACAAGGUGCCAUUUGUGCCGUCUGAGAAAGAAUACGAAGUGGUGUUCAUCCGUGAAGGAGAGCGGGUGGUGAUACCGUGCCGAGGCUCGGUGGAAGAUCUCAACGUUACACUCCACACUAAGUAUCCAAAUAAGGAGCUUCAUCCAGAUGGGAAAGACUCUCUGUGGGACGCCAGGACGGGUUUCACUGUUCCCAGUCAUCUCAUCAGCUACGCCGGCGUCGUCUCCUGCCAGACCCGGAUUGGAAAUGAGACGUUUAAGUCCCCUCUCUACAUUGUUGCUGUUGUUGGAUACAAGAUCCAUGAACUCACCCUGACCCCCGCACAAGUGAAGCUGUCAGUGGGGGAGCGGCUGGUUCUGUGCUGCACCGCCAUAACCGAGCUCAACGUGGGCAUCGAAUUCAACUGGACGCACUCCGGUCAGGCCCUGACCUCGGUGAACGCCCAACCCCACAAGAAGAAGCUAUGGAACUCUCUGGAGCUGUCCAACACACUCACAGUGGAGAACGUGACGGUCGAUCACACGGGAGAAUACACCUGCACUGCAUCCAGCGGGCAGAUGGAGAAAAGUGCCUCAGCGUCUCUUAAAGUGUAUGAAAAGCCUUUUAUUGAUGUCAAAGAGCCAUGGACAAAGGUUUGGGAAGUAAAUGUGGGAGAUCAAGCAACUAUCCCUGUCAAGUACUCAGCCUACCCGGAUCCCAGCUUGAAAUGGUUCAAAAAUGGCCAACCACUGAAUGAUUACAGAAUAAAACAGAGAAGCGAUGCCCUCAUCAUCCGGGUAGUCACUGAAGCGGAUGCAGGGAAUUACACGAUGGUCCUGACCAAUAAGAUUACUAAAGAGGAGCAGAAACACUCUCUCCAGCUGCUGGUCAACGUGCCUCCUCAUAUCAUUGAGAAGGAGGUGGCAGUGGACACUGAUGUGUACCCGUACGGCAGCAGCCCCACCUUGAGGUGCACCGCCCGUGGAUUCCCCACACCUGCACACAUCCAGUGGCAGUGGAUGUCUAAAGAGGAUUGUCCAGAGGCCUUCCUGUCAGGCCCAAUAAAGUCUGAAGUACAGCUGGCCAAGUGUACAGGUUGGAGAGAUAUCGGCAAUACCACUGGUCAUCACCCUGUAGGACGAAUCAUGACUGAUGCUGAGCAUGCCCAUAAGAAAAUCGCGAGCUCUUUGAAGAUUCAGAAAGCUGAGGCCCAUGCCCUCUACAGAUGCAUGGCUGCCAACAAAGUCGGAGAGGAUUCACGCAUCAUCUUUUUCCACGUCACACGUGGCCUUGAGGUGAGCGUGUCUCCAUCCAGUGAGCCCGUAGAGGAGGACCACGUGGUUCUGCGCUGUAAGGCGGACAAACUGAUCUACAGCAACCUCGCCUGGUUCCGCGUGAACAACAUCUCAGAGUCAGAGCAGAUAGCGCCGAUACAGCCCUGUCGCCAGUGGUGGAAUGUAACGAAGUACACUGACUCAAGCUCUGUACUUAAACACAAUUUUGAGCCGAGCCCUCAGUCGCAUGUAGUGCUGUCCAGCCUGCAGGGCACCAACGUGACCCUGGAGCUGUCUCUGCAUAAUGCGUCCCGUCAGGAUGAGGGUCUGUAUGCCUGUCAGGUGGAAUACAUCAAGACUCGGGAGAAAACCUGCCUGCUACGCCGUCUUUCUCUCAAAGGUCUCGAGGCUGCAAGAAUCCUUAAUAAUUUAACCGAUCAAAAAGUUAACGUGAGUGCAACAAUCAGUCUCCUGUGUGAUGCCGCCGGGACGCCAAACCCAACGGUGGUGUGGACCAAAAACAACCACACUGUGGUGGAGGGCUCAGGUGUGAUUCUGAGUCAGCACAACCACAUUCUGACAAUCCAGCGGGUGAAGAAGGAGGACAGCGGUCUGUACAUCUGCACUGCAUGCAACAGCCGCGGCUGUGACACCUCGCAGGCCUAUUUGACAACUGAAGGUGCAGAGGAAAAGACAAAUGUGGAACUGAUUGUCCCCAUUGGGUCAGUGGUGAUCGCCAUGUUUUUCUGGUUGCUGAUCGUCUUUGUCAUCCGUGGCAGAAAGCGACCAAGUGGUGGGGAUCUGAAGACGGGCUACCUGUCCAUGAUCCUGGACUCAGAGGACAUGCCCAUGGACGAGCAGUGUGAAAGGCUCACGUAUGAUGCCAACAAAUGGGAGUUUCCUCGGGACAGGCUGAAGCUAGGUGACCCACUGGGACGAGGAGCGUUUGGUCAGGUGGUCGAAGCAGCCGCCUUUGGCAUUGAGAAAGCUACCACAUGCACUACUGUUGCAGUCAAGAUGCUUAAGGAGGGAGCAACAUCCAGCGAGUACCGUGCCUUGAUGUCCGAGCUGAAAAUUCUCAUUCAUAUUGGACAUCAUCUCAAUGUCGUCAACCUGCUGGGAGCGUGUACGAAGCCUGGAGGGCCACUGAUGGUGAUUGUGGAGUACUGUAAACAUGGAAACCUUUCCAGCUACCUGAAGAGUAAACGUGGAGAGUACAGCCCCUACAAGAGGAAGCGGGUGGAUAGCCAGAGGUGGGCGUCUGCAGAGGAGGACGUGACUGAAGGGGAUCUGGGCCUGGGGAAGGUCGCCCAGUUGGACAUCUGCACAGGAACGGCUGUCUGCUCCAGAGCUGGAGACGUGGCUUCAGGUGGUGACAUGGACACUCAGGAAGAGAGCUCAGAUGAUGACCACCUGACCAUGGAGGACCUGAUAUGCUACAGCUUCCAGGUGGCCAAAGGCAUGGAGUUUCUGUCCUCUCGCAAGUGCAUCCACAGAGAUCUGGCAGCCAGAAACAUCCUGCUUUCAGAGAACAAUGUGGUGAAGAUCUGCGACUUUGGCCUCGCUAGAGACGUCUACAAAGACCCUGACUAUGUCCGCAAGGGAGAUGCACGUCUCCCUCUGAAGUGGAUGGCUCCUGAGACCAUCUUUGAUCGAGUGUACACCACACAAAGUGAUGUUUGGUCCUUUGGGGUUCUUCUCUGGGAGAUCUUUUCUCUGGGGGCUUCUCCCUAUCCGGGUGUUUGCAUCGACGAGUCAUUCUGCAGGAGGCUUAAGGAAGGCACCAGGAUGAGACCUCCAGAAUACGCCACCAGUGAGAUAUACCAGACCAUGUUGGACUGCUGGCUGGAUCGUCCCACAGACAGGCCGACAUUUGCAGAGCUGGUGGAACAUCUGGGCAACCUGCUACAGGCCAGCGCUCAAAAGGAUGGGAAGGACUACAUCCCUCUGACAGCAGGCAGCGAGGCACAAGGAUCUCCAGUGACCCCUGACCCCAGGAGCCCCUACAGCCUGCCCCAAAGUGGGGAAAUCCUGGAGGCUCAGCUGCACUAUGACAAGCCGCCGUCCCUCGGACUGCCUCAGCAGAGUGAGAGGUGCAGUCGGCCCCUCAGUGUGAAGACGUUUGAGGACAUCCCUGUGGCGCGCAGCAGUGUCAUGGAGGGUCACACAGACAGUGAUAUGUGCUUCUCACAAGAGGAGGUGAAGGGUUUAAAUCAGCAGCUGCCAGCUACACCCAACUUCAGCCAGCUGCUGCGCUGUAAGAGUAAAGAGUCCCUGGCCUCUGAGUCAUCCAAUCAGACGAGCGGAUACCAGUCAGGGUACCACUCUGACGACACAGACGCCCCGAUCUAUGCAAACGAGGAGGUGAUCAUGAAGCACAACCUGCUGAAGAAGCCUCCGCUGCCCAAGACGCCGGACAAAUUCAACGUGGAGAUCCGCUACAGCACGCCGCCCGUCUGACCCCACAACUUAACCCUGAGUCAUUUCACUGUACAGUUUGUAUUACACGUUAGGAACAAUGAAAACACACUGAUUUUUUUUUUAAAGACAUAAUUUAAUAAGUCAGCUGGGAAAAAUGAAGGUUGUAUGAUAAGUUUGUAAGCGUAGCUCUCUUUGGACAGCCGGAGGAAUGCUUUCAUGUUUACACAGCGACUAAAAGGUCUGGGCAGCCGAGACAUGAGGACACGCCUACUUCCUGAGGCGCAAUCCACCCACUUCCUGUAUUGCAGGAAAUGACAUCUGGAAUUUUUAGAUAAUGGAAUCAGCAAAUGUUUUUCUUUUUUUUAUUGUGUUGUCAAACUAAGUGCCUGUUAAGGAGUCAGUUCUCUUAGAUGAUCAACCAGAACAGUGUUUCUGUAGAGUCACAUUUGUACAGUUCUUUAAUGCAUAUAACUUACAGUAUUUUAUUAAAGUGUAUUACUUAACCUGCAAUAAAUGUAACUAGUUUUAUAAAAUAAAAUACUCGCAGAUUAA
Messenger RNA from Epinephelus moara (kelp grouper), 4848 nucleotides. RefSeq names its product kinase insert domain receptor (a type III receptor tyrosine kinase) (gene kdr). The record is from RefSeq and is a predicted model, not a curated record. The transcript has 31 exons. Gene Ontology annotation, cellular component: membrane; signaling receptor complex. NCBI's taxonomy places the organism in Eukaryota, Metazoa, Chordata, Actinopteri, Perciformes, Serranidae. Bases 256 to 4335 code for a protein of 1359 amino acids. Gene Ontology annotation, molecular function: vascular endothelial growth factor receptor activity; growth factor binding; ATP binding. Gene Ontology annotation, biological process: vascular endothelial growth factor receptor signaling pathway; positive regulation of kinase activity; positive regulation of angiogenesis.